Lepisosteus oculatus (spotted gar) is the source of this 2844-nucleotide messenger RNA. RefSeq names its product anaphase promoting complex subunit 4 (gene anapc4). Gene Ontology annotation, biological process: regulation of mitotic metaphase/anaphase transition; protein K11-linked ubiquitination; anaphase-promoting complex-dependent catabolic process. The record is from RefSeq and is a predicted model, not a curated record. Gene Ontology annotation, molecular function: protein binding. Gene Ontology annotation, cellular component: anaphase-promoting complex; nuclear periphery. NCBI's taxonomy places the organism in Eukaryota, Metazoa, Chordata, Actinopteri, Semionotiformes, Lepisosteidae.
UGGCCCCGCCUCCACUUGGUUGCAAAUGGCGCCGCGCAUGAACAGGCGCCGGAGGAGGAUGUAGUGGGUUUGCCUGUUUCUUGGGAACUGGGCAAACGAGCUUUGUGCUUUGCUCGGGUAUAGAGAGAAGUAGUGCCGAAGAUGCCUGCGUUCCGACAAGUGGGGGAGAAGCAGCUGCCGAAUGCCGUCCUUUUCAUGGUCUGGUCCCCGAAGAGGGACCUGAUCGCCCUCGCCAACCGAGCGGGCGAGCUCCUAUUACACCGCCUGGCGAACUUUCAGCGGGUGUGGAGUUUACCUCCCAAUGAAAACACCGGCAAGAAAAUCACGUCGCUCGCAUGGAGACCGGAUGGCAAAAUUUUGGCUUUCAGUGUUGGGGAUACUAAACAGGUGAUUCUUUGCGAUGUGGAAAAAGCAGAAAUUCUGCACUCUUUCCCUGUGGAGCAGCCAGUGUCGUGUAUGCACUGGAUGGAUGUUUCGGAGGACAACAGUGUUUUCUCAUCGUUUUAUAAUGAAGAUGAAUCAGAUCUUUUCCUGCCAAAGUUACCAGCUCUUCCAGAGAGCUACAGCACCACGUCAAAAAUAUUCAGCGAAGACAAAUCUGAUGAGAUUAUGAAUCUUCUGGGUGAAGUAAGGCUCAACAUACUGGUUCUUGGCGGCGAGUCUGGAUACACUGAGCUCUACGCCUACGGCAUGUACAAGAUCACGACUCUGACUGGGGUCCCAGGGACGUGCCGCAGUUUGUGUCUCUCCAGUGACCUGAAGUCCCUGUCACUCAUCACGGAAGUAAAGACCACCGACUGUGACCCUGAGAUCCAUUAUAUUCAGUUCGACACCAGCCUGCUGUCCAGCUGUCUGCCUGAGGUCACGCGAAUGGCUCGCAAGUUCACGCACAUCUCCACGCUGCUGCAGUACCAGAAGCUCUCGCUGACGUGCAUGGGCGAGGCCUGGGAAGAUAUCCUCAUGCAGAUGGACCUGAGGCUCACAAAGUUUGUCCAGGAGAAGAAUACUGACACGUCAGUUCAAGAUGAAUUCCUUGACCUUCUUUUAUGGGGGAAGUCGAGCCGUGAGCUCAAGGCACUACUUAUGAAUCAGUUGACAGUGAAGGGCCUGAAAAAACUGGGACAAUCUAUUGAGUCUUCUUACUCCAACAUCCAAAAACUGGUGAUAAGUCACCUCCAAAGUGGCUCCAAGGCUUUGCUUUACCAUUUGAGUGAGCUGAAGGGAAUGGCUUUGUGGAAACAGAAGUACGACCCUCUUGGCCUCGAUGCUUCGGGAAUAGAAGAUGCCAUCACAGCUGUGGGCUCCUUCACGCUCAAGGCCAACGAGCUCUUACAAGUCAUAGACAAAAGCAUGAAAAAUUUCAAGGCAUUCUUUCGAUGGCUGUAUGGAGCCAUGCUGAGAAUGUCCGAAGAUCACGUCCUUCCCGAGCUCAGCAAGAUGACGCAGAAAGAUAUAGCCUUUGUUGCAGAUUUCCUCUCCGAGAACUUUAGUGAGCAACCAGAACUGUACGAUAGGAAGGGGAAAUAUUUUAAUGUGGAAAGAGUUGGCCAGUACUUGAAGGAUGAAGAUGAAGACUUGGUGUCUCCUCCUAACACUGAAGGAAAUCAGUGGACCAGCUUCGUGCAGAACAGCACUCAUCUUAAAGAGAGUCCACUGCUGUUCCCCUAUUACCCUGAGAAAUCUCUGCACUUCGUCCGGAGGGAGAUGGAAGGGGUCAUCGAGCUGUGCCUGCAGAAGCCAGCGGAAAUAAUUGGGAAAUCGGUGACUCUGGCUACCAGCAUCCCCCUUUACACAGUACCAGCAAGCGCGGAGGUGGUGCCCCGGCUGUUCAACCUGCCGUCCCUGUGGAACGACAAGAAAUCCAGCCUGCACUACGUAGUGUUCACCAUGCCCGAAGUGUCCCCCUGCAAGCUGUACGUCAUGAGAAGGGCGACCGACCCGUCCAGGUCUAUUCCCAACGGCUUGUUGGCCAUCGAUCUUGGAAAUUUUCUGAACAGCAGUAUUGACGAGAGCGCAGAAGCCAGCCGGUACAGCUGUCUUGACGCCCGCAUGUACGAUGACGAAACGCUGACCGUGGUGCUGAAAGAGGCUGUGGAGGAGGAGGAAGAGAGCAGAGGGAGGAUUCUGGCACAGCUGCCCCUAUCCCCAGUCUACACUGGAGAAGAUGAGUUUGCGUGGGAUCCCCUCCUGAGACUGGACCAGCAGAGUGGGGGGAUCCCGGCCCAUAACCUGGUGCUGGAGAACCAGAGGAGGACGCUGGAGAACAUGAAGGCGCAGUACGUGGCUGUAAAUGGGAUUCGCAAAGUCGCAUGUGUGCUCAGCCGGAGCCUCCAGCACAUCCGCGUGUUUGAGAUGGACGUGGAGGACGAGGAGGAGGAGGACAGGCUGGAGUCCCAGGACGCCGGCGCCGAUCCCGACCGGCUGGAGGAAUCGCUGGGCGGCCAGGAGCAGGGUGGCCAGGCUGCCGGGGAAGGCCAGGACGCGUCGGAGGAGCAGCCUUCCACUUCUGAAACAGUGACUCCCCGGCUGGAGAAGGACAGUGGGAUGUGAUGUGGUGGGUGGGGGGGCCACCCUGGUCCUGGUCCUGGAGAGCCCCGUCAGUCACCCUUAAGUCGCCAGAUGGUAAAGACUUGGAUGUGAUUAGUAAAUCGAUCAAUUGUAUCAAAUAGCUGAUGGCCAGUUGUGUUCCUCGAGAGCUACAGCGUCCUGGAAGGAAAGCAUGUCACCCUGGUCUGUGACACGUGAUGGGUGCGGGCUCUCCAGAGCCAAGGCGUGUUUGCACCCUGGAGAUCAGGCGUGAAGCUGCAGCCUCUGAUCGCACUAAUAAAGUCCUUCCCUCCCUCC